This is a messenger RNA of Hemibagrus wyckioides, 3145 nucleotides long. RefSeq names its product alpha-2,8-sialyltransferase 8F-like. The transcript has 22 exons. Lineage: Eukaryota; Metazoa; Chordata; Actinopteri; Siluriformes; Bagridae. Bases 380 to 1813 code for a protein of 477 amino acids. Gene Ontology annotation, molecular function: alpha-N-acetylneuraminate alpha-2,8-sialyltransferase activity. Gene Ontology annotation, biological process: N-glycan processing; oligosaccharide metabolic process. The record is from RefSeq and is a predicted model, not a curated record.
AAAAAAAAAAAAAUCGGAAGCAAUGAAAUGUGAAGCGUGCAAAGGAAAUUUUGAGCAAAGAGAGACAGACAGACAGACAGCAAGCAAGCAAGCAAGCAUGGGAGUAAAUGAUCCGAGGAAGAUCCGCUUUGGUUUAUUAAUUCCUAUUAGUUUGCCUUCUUUUUGUUAGUUUUGUGUGUGUUCACGCGCACGGUUAUUUUCAAGACCGCGAUACUUAUGGCGUGAAAUUGCCGAUAUGAGUUUAUAUUAGAUCAGACUCAGAGAGCGGAAGAGUAAGAGAGAUAUAUAUAAAGAGGCUGCAGGCAUGACCAAUUUAUGACCAUACAAACCAGGGUGUUGGGCAGGAAAGAGAGACAGCACACUUAUGACGAUAUGAGAUAUGAAGACUUCUACUAUAAGGCUGCUCUCUAUCUUCUUUUUUGCCUCCUUCAGUAGCAUGCUGUUUUGGCUUUGCUUUACUCAGAGAGUUCUACCUGAAGUUAAACCAAAUCCAGCAAGCAAUGAUGUCUCUCUCAGAGUUUCGCCAAAUCCUACGAGCAGCAACAAUUUGGCUGCCAUCGAGCCACAGGAAGUUAUAAAAUACACAACAAGAAAAUACAGCAUGGUUCACAGAAACAGUACACCAGUUGCUAUUACCCGGAAAUCUACCAUAAAAGUCCAAGAAAGUGAUGCAGCUGUCAGCAAUCCAGCCAGUGUCUCUCAAAUUCCUGCAAAGAGCAAUGAUACAGCUGCCAGCAAUCCAGACAAAGUUCAACAAAAUCCUGCAAAGAGCAAUGAUGUAGCUGCCAGCGAGCCAGACAAAGUUGAACAACAUCCUGCAAAGAGCAAUGAUGUAGCUGCCAGCGAGCCAGACAAAGUUAAACAAAAUCCUGCAAAGAGCAAUGAUGUAGCUGCCAGCGAGCCAGACAAAGUUAAACAAAAUCCUGCAAAGAGCACUGAAGCAGCUGCCAGCAAUCCAGACAAAGUUCAACAAAAUCCCGCAAAGAGCAAUGAUGCAGCUGCCAGCGAUCCAGACAAAGUUAAACAAAAUCCUGCAAAGAGCAAUGAUGUAGCUGCCAGCGAGCCAGACAAAGUUAAACAAAAUCCUGCAAAGAGCAAUGAUGUAGCUGCCAGCGAGCCAGACAAAGUUAAACAAAAUCCUGCAAAGAGCACUGAAGCAGCUGCCAGCAAUCCAGACAAAGUUCAACAAAAUCCCGCAAAGAGCAAUGAUGCAGCUGCCAGCGAUCCAGACAAAGUUAAACAAAAUCCUGCAAAGAGCAAUGAUGUAGCUGCCAGCGAGCCAGACAAAGUUAAACAAAAUCCUGCAAAGAGCAAUGAUGCAGCUGCCAGCAAUCCAGACAAAGUUCAACAAAAUCCCGCAAAGAGCAAGGAAAUUGCCACUAUUGAAAAACUAAUAUCAAAAUAUACUAACAAUUGGACAAAGCAGGAGGAGAACUUUAAGUCCUUCAGGUCCUUGCUCACCAGCAGUUGUAAUGCCAUUUCCAAAGCAGUGGUUACACAGACGAACUCACCUGUGGGGACAAAUAUUACAUUUGAUGCAGACAAAAAAAUAGUGGCGGUGAAACUAGACCUGUAUAAUGUAUUUCCCAAGGAGAGCCCCUUUAAAAAUGCCCCAUGGGACUCGUGUGCUGUUGUAGGCAACGGAGGAAUUUUAGCCAACAGCAGCUGUGGAAAACUAAUCAACUCUGCCUCAUAUGUCAUCAGGUGUAAUCUUCCUCCACUGAGUAAUGGACAUGAGAAAGAUACAGGAAAUAAAACAAGCCUUGUUACAGCCAACCCCAGCAUCUUCAUGCAAAGGAGAAGCAAAGAGUGACCAUUCUCCACUGAACAUCGAUGGGUCCAUCGUGGAGAUCGUCAAGAGCACCAAAUUCCUUGGCGUUCACCUGGCAGAGGACCUCACCUGGUCACUCAGCACCAGCUCCAUCACCACAAAAGCCCAGCAGCAUCUCUACUUCCGGCAUCUUCCACCUCCCAUCCUGACCACCUUCUACAGAGGGACCAUCGAGAGCAUCCUGAGCAGCUGCAUCACUGCCUGGUUUGGGAAUUGCACCGUCUCGGACCGCAAGACCCUUCAUCAGGGGAUAGUGAGGACAGCUGAGAAGAUCAUCGGAGUCUCUCUUCCCUCCAUUACAGACAUUUACUCCACACGCUGCAUCCGCCAAGCUAACAUCAUUGUGGAUGAUCCCACACACCCCUCACACACACUCUUCACCCUUCUGCCAUCUGGAAAGAGGUACCGAAGCAUUCGGACCCACACAACCAGACUGUUAAACAGUGUCUUCCCUCAGGCAAUCAGGUAUCUCAACAGAGGACUGAACUGAGCUGGACACACACACACACACAUACACAAACACACAUACAACCAAUAUCUGAUCUCAGCAGAGAAACCGUACUGUGCUGGACACGGACACACGCACAAAAUAGAAAACAAAACUGAGAACUGUGUUCCAAGAGAACUGAACUGUGCUGGACACAGACACACACAUUGUCCUGUUUGCACGCAUAUGUCACUUUACAUUACACUUUAUAUUGAUCCUGUUUACAUGUUAACUUUAAUAUUUGCACUCACUAUUCUUUUGCACAGAGUCGGUCUACAUGUCUGUCUGCACUGUCGUGUCUUGUCAUCCUGUGCACUUCUGUUGUAUGUCUAGUUUUUCUUGCACCUUAAGUAUAGUUUAGUUUUAUCUCUAUGUUUAGCUCUAUGUUUGUCUGCGUCACUGUACUUUGUCUUUGUUGUGUGUAGCACCUCUGGUUUAGGAAGAACGUUGUUUCACCUCACUCUGUACUGCAUCAGCUAUAUACGGCUGAAGUGACAAUAAAGCUUCUUUGACUUUUUUCUCAUUUAUAACAGAAAGGCUAUUCAAGAAUUUCACAUAAUACACGACUUGAAAAAGAUUAAAUAAAAAAAAUUUAUUAAACUUUAUCCUUCUUUACUCCAGUAAAAUGUUAGUCAAUUCAGACCCAGACUGGUAAAUGAAAACCUACACAGUCUUUUUAAAGAAAUCAACAGCCAAGUCAGAUCAAUUUUAACUUAACUACACAGAACUAAAAAAUACCCGUUUGUGUUUAAGGUCUCGGUUCUCUUUAAUUAUGAACCCUCUUUAGUCACAAAGUUAAAAAGGGACAAAGAACAGACUCACAUGUG